Setaria italica (foxtail millet) is the source of this 1039-nucleotide messenger RNA. Its product is annotated as protein LURP-one-related 5-like. NCBI's taxonomy places the organism in Eukaryota, Viridiplantae, Streptophyta, Magnoliopsida, Poales, Poaceae. The coding region runs from base 204 to 872 and encodes 222 amino acids. The transcript has a single exon. The record is from RefSeq and is a predicted model, not a curated record.
GUGAAAUCUCCACCGACCGCGCCGUCUAUCCCUCGCUUCACCCCUACUUAAAAUCUCGGAGCAGCCUCCGCUUCGGCACGCCGCACAGACCUCAGAGCUAGCAGCUAGCGGCAUACUCGAGCCGCCGAAGCAAGCAAGCAAGCACGCGCGCGCGGCGUCAAGCUCGAGCUCAGAGGAAGCAAGCAGGCAGGGAGGGAGAAGCGAUGGCGAUCGUGGGCGCCGAGUACUGCGACCCCGAGGAGCGCGUCCUGACGGUGCGCAAGACCUCGCACUUCUCCCCCGGCGACGGCUUCGCGGCCUACGACAGCCGCACGGGCGGGUUGGCCUUCCGCGCCGACACCUACGGCCGGGGCCACGGCGGGGGCGCGGCGUCGUCGGGCGAGCUCGCGCUGCUCGGACCGGCCGGGGAGCCGCUCCUCACCGUUCGCCGGCGGCGCCCGUCGCUGCACCAGCGCUGGGAGGGCUUCCUGGGCUCCCGCGCCGACGGCCAGAAGCCGCUCUUCUCGGCCCGCCGGUCCUCCAUCCUCGGCGGCGCCGCGGCGGGGGCCAUCGUCGAGCUCCUCCCGCCGCUCUCCUCGUCGUCGGGCGCCCCCGAGCUGCUCCGCGUCGACGGAUCCUUCGCGCGGCGGUGCUGCCGCGUGGUGGCGGCGCCCAGGGCCGAGGGGGAGAAGGCGAAGAUGGUGGCGGAGAUCAAGAGGAAGGUGGACGAGGGGACGCGGGUGGUCAUGGGCAGGGACGUGUUCGUGCUCAAGGUGAGGCCCGGCUUCGACGCGGCCUUCGCCAUGGGGAUCGUGCUCGUGCUCGACCAGAUCGCGGGCGACGAGGUCGGAGCCGACGCCGGAGCGGACGUCCUCGACGCCAAGAUCUGGUGACCGAUGAUUUUGCAGGUCGCUCGCUUCUUGGUUUAGCUGUGUAUAGAGCUGUGGAUCUUGUUUUCUUUUUCCUUCUUUUUUUUCCGCGUGUUCGUGUACGCGCAUGGCUCCAGAGAAAUGGCAAUGCAUAAUACGUUCUCGAUUUUACGUUUCGAAAUUUCCGAUUA